UAAACGCCAUAGCAAGAUGAAGAAGAGAAAUGUUGCUGUUAGUGGCAAUGAGAAAAACUUCCCAGAAACAAAAGAACCAUGUCAAUUUCGGUGCAUAAAUUGUGGUAGAGGCGCUAGCGAUCUCUUCAAAGACUAUAAUAAUGGAAUUAUAAAGAUGAAACACUGUGAAGAGUGCAGGGAUAUCAUAGACAAAUACAUUGAAUAUGACCCAGUAGUCAUCAGUUUAGAUAUCCUACUCCUCAACAGAAAAGCACUGCGUCAUGUCCUAUUUAACAGCCAGAUCAAGGGCUACUGGAAGUAUGUCAUCUUAUUAUUAGUUUGCGAUUCAUUUGUGAAAAUGACACUUCAGCGAGCUAAAGGGGAGAUUACCCCUGUCAAUCCAACCUAUAUCAUUUACUCUGCCAUGGAAUGGGGACUUUAUAAGAAUUUUUUACUUGCUGCUGUUGAAUUAACGUCUCUGAUUCUGUUCAUCAGUUUCUUGGUGUUGAUGCUCUCUAUGAUGCCAACAGUUUCAUCUGAUAAAAGAACUGGUGUGAACAAACAUAAACAAAGCUGGAGAGACAUGACUGAUGUUAUGCGAGCAGUGAUACUUUCUAAUUUUGGCAAGUUUUUGGUGAUCUUGGCCGUACUGUGGGGAACCCAGAACAGCGACAUUAUAUUCAUCUCAUCAAAACCUACAUAUGUGCUGCCAAUGUACAGGCACUUCGAGUCUGCCUGCCUAGUAGAAGUAUUUGGUUUGUGAUGGCAGUAACUUUAGCUGGACAUUUUUUAUCAAUGAGUGUGACUCAUUCCAUUCAGGUCAUUCUGUUUGGAAGUUGAUAAACUAAUGAAAAAUUAUUUUGAUUAUGGACAAAAUUUUAAAGAGAAUCAAAUGAAGAGAAGACAGUUUCAAACCAAAUGGAUUAAUGAAGUAUCGUAAUUAUGAUACAUGUAUUAUCAGUUCAUUUCAAAUGCAUUGCAUGGGUUGAUUUCUUUCAUACUAACUGUUGAAAUUUAUUUAACACCUGUUAAACAGUUUUCUAUCAGGAAACAAGUAAUUACAAAGAGAAUAGCAAGGAAUUGUUUCCUUGCCUAUUGUCACAUAAAUUACAUACUGUAACACGAUAUGAUAUGUAUUCUAAUUGAGUACUUAUAGCUGAUCUAUGCACUCAGAAAAUUUGAUCGUCGAAUCCUGCAAAAUUAAUCAUAAAUUUGCUGUUAUUAUAAAAUGAGAAUUGAAUUAUGAUUCCUGAUAGAAAUACAAGACUUAUACAAAUUUUCGAA
Messenger RNA from Magallana angulata, 1263 nucleotides. RefSeq names its product protein ARV1-like. Lineage: Eukaryota; Metazoa; Mollusca; Bivalvia; Ostreida; Ostreidae. The record is from RefSeq and is a predicted model, not a curated record. Gene Ontology annotation, biological process: sphingolipid metabolic process; regulation of plasma membrane sterol distribution; sterol metabolic process. Gene Ontology annotation, cellular component: cortical endoplasmic reticulum; Golgi apparatus.